AUGCUGACACUUCGGCGAGGUUUAGUGUUGCACGCUCGCAGGACUUGGUUGCUGUUGGCCACAAUCGCUGUACUGCUAACCGUUAGUGUAGGAACCGUCGGAGGAUCAUACAGCGAUACCGACGAUCUGAUCAACGAACUAGAUCGACCUAUCCCCGUUACGACCGUCAGCGGAGUGCUGGGCAAGCAGGCUAGUCUUCCCUGUGAUAUUACGCCACUGGAGCGGGACGACGCCGUCUACAUGGUGCUGUGGUUCAAGGAGGACGACAACGAACCGCUCUACAACUUCGACGUGCGCGGCCGGCAGGUGGCCCAGGCACGGCUUUCGUCUUCGGACAAGUAUUUCGGCAAGCGGGCGUUCUUCCGCGCCACCAGCCACCCGGCCCAGCUGCUGGUGGACGAAAUAAAGCUGCUUGACGAGGGCAUGUACCGGUGUCGGGUUGAUUUUCGCAACUCGCCCACCCGCAACCUAAAAAUAAACUUCACUGUGAUAGUACCGCCGGACCGUCCGAUCAUCUACGAUUCGAGGCGCCGAGAAAAGGCCAACACCGUCGAGCCGUACAGCGAAGGAAGUGACAUCGCGCUAAUAUGCGAGGUCAAAGGCGGGCGACCCAGACCGAACGUCACCUGGUACCUGGACAACAGUGUCAUCGAUGAGUCAUUUGAAUCUCGCCCGGACGGUACGACGGUCAAUCAUCUGUCCUAUCCAAACAUUGGCCGACAGCAUCUGGACGCCCGGCUGAUGUGUGUCGCUAGCAAUACCAAUUUGACGCCACCCAACAAUAAAGUUGUCGUCCUCGAUGUCAACCUGAAACCCGUUGCUGUUCACAUCAUGGCGAAGGAAAAGUUCGUGUCGGCCGACAAACGGUACGAGAUUGAGUGCAAAAGUUCCGGCUCCCGGCCCGAAGCGGUCAUCUCGUGGUGGAAGGGAACCCGGAUGCUCAAGCGGGUCACCAAAAAUUUCUCGGAGACCGGAAACCAAUCACUCAGCGUUAUAUCGUACACGCCGACGGUGGACGACGACGGCAAAUAUUUGUCCUGCAAGGCCGAGAAUCCGCUCAUUCCGGACAGUGCCAUCGAAGACAAGUGGCGAUUGGUGGUGCAUUACAUGCCAAUUGUUACGCUACAGAUGGGAUCGUCUUUGAACCCGGACGAUAUUAAGGAGGGCGACGAUAUCUACUUUGACUGUCACAUACAGUCGAACCCCAAACCAUACAAACUGGCGUGGUAUCACAAUGGAAAUGAGCUGCAUCAUAAUGUCACAGCUGGCAUCAUUCUGUCGGAUCACUCGUUGGCCCUGCAGAGCGUUUCCCGCAACCUGGCCGGAGAUUACACGUGCAUGGCGGCAAACACCGAAGGACGGGGCACCAGCAACCACGUUACGCUCCGCGUGCGCUAUGCGCCAGUAUGUGCGACCGACCGCGAAGAGCUACUGGGUGCGCUAAAACACGAAACACUGCAGCUGAAGUGCGAGGUCGAUGCAUCCCCGGCGGCCGAGUCCUUCCACUGGACGUUCAAUUCAUCCGGCGAGCAAACGGAGCUUCCCUCCCGGCUGCACUCGAGCGAGACCGGUUUAUCCCGACUUAAUUAUACGCCAACAUCCGAUCUCGACUACGGCACCAUAUCCUGCUGGGGAAGAAACGCCAUCGGUGUGCAGAAAAGUCCGUGCAUCUUUCAAGUGGUGGCCGCCGGACGCCCGUUCGCACUCCAAAACUGCUCCGUGUCCAACCAGUCCGCCGACUCGCUGCACAUCGAGUGCAUCGAGGGGUUCGACGGCGGUCUGCCACAGAUGUUCCUGCUGGAGCUGGUGGAAGUGCCGAUCCUGCGGUUAGUUAGGAAUUUGAGCUUACAGCACCCGCCGGUACAGUUUUUCAUCGACAACCUGGAGCCGGGCAGCUCGUACCGGAUCAUUCUGUUCGCCGCCAACGCCAAGGGUCGUUCCGAGCCUGUAAUAAUAGACGACAUCACGUUCAAAGGGGUGGCCAAAUAUACAGGGGUUUCCAACGUUAUGAACGUUCCGUUGUCGCCGGUCCUGGCCGCGCUCACACUCACGGUGGCCGUCCUGUUCGCGGUGGUCUGCAUCGUGCUGGCAACGAUUUAUCGGCGACAUGCGAGCAAGAAUUCGGGCAAAAAAUUAAAGUCCGCCAAGAGUGCCCAGCUGACCUCGACACCGGACUGCCAGCUGGACUCAACCGUCCAUCAUCAGACGCACGAUCCGAACGGCAUCCAGACGCCCCUGGUGGACAGUGCCGGGGCGCUGGGGCGGCGGGGAAGCCCGACCAUGGGUGCGGAGCCGCCGGAUGGAGAUGAAACCGACCCGGACGUGAUACCGAACCAGUAUGAGCGCAGGCCACCAAAGACCACACUCCCGACGCCCCUGUUCCGCAGUCCGUCGGCCCGGCUGAUACACCGAAACGGCGGUGAUCAUCUGCUGCACGAGGAGGAGCGCCAUUGUGAUGGGUCUAGCCUAGCGUCGCUGACUGGGCUGAACACCGAAGUACAUCAUUAUUCCUUUAAGCCUAGUAAACAAAUAAGCUACGCCACGUUAGGCCGAGCCAAUAACAGUAGCGUCACCUCGACACUCAGCCCGCUAAGUCAGCUGCCGUCGACGGGCACGCUGCCGCUGCCGUCACUGUCGUCGAUGUCGGUCACCGGGGUCGGCGCCGUGGGGAGCCUCCUCAGCAGUCCGGCCUCGCAGUCGCUGGUCACCUCGACGCUGAACGAGUACCGGUUUCGGCCCGAGGUGGUCACCACAUCCAAUCGAAUACAGGAAAGUUGUAUAUAAUGUAUGAUAGGCGGCGCCCGUUUAGUCUAAGUGUUGUGUCGACGGUCC
Messenger RNA from Anopheles bellator, 2832 nucleotides. Its product is annotated as nephrin. The transcript is spliced from 16 exons. Bases 1 to 2784 code for a protein of 927 amino acids. Lineage: Eukaryota; Metazoa; Arthropoda; Insecta; Diptera; Culicidae. Gene Ontology annotation, molecular function: protein binding. The record is from RefSeq and is a predicted model, not a curated record.